Molecule: messenger RNA, 1211 nt
Organism: Nelumbo nucifera (sacred lotus)
Lineage: Eukaryota; Viridiplantae; Streptophyta; Magnoliopsida; Proteales; Nelumbonaceae
Product: heme oxygenase-like, multi-helical
Cellular component (GO): cytosol
Source: RefSeq, a predicted model, not a curated record
UCAACCCAUCAAUAUAUAUAUGUAGAGAUCGGGUCAAGCAUAUCUAAGAGUCCGAACCCCCGGCCCGAUUGUUUCGGGUCUAAUCCUUACCGCAUGAGUCCGAACCCGUGCAAGCCCGACGGACUACCCGACACAUGAACAGGUAUACUAUUUACUAAACAGUGGUCAGUGGGAGCUUAGCUGCUUAGGUCACCGGAGUAGCAGAGAAAUGGAGGGAAAAAACAACGCCGCUGAAGGAGCAAGUGGUGGCGGGAUGAUCAUGGCGUGGUUGAAUAAGCAUCAUACAAUUUAUUCUAGAGCAACCAGACACCCUUUCAUCCUCAGUACCAGAGACGGAACGGUUGAUCUUUCCUCGUUCAAGCGAUGGCUGGAACAGGAUUACAUAUUUGUUAGAGAAUUUGUACCUUUUGUAGCAAGUGUUCUUUUGAAGGCUUGGAGGGAAUCAGAAGAUGGUUCUGAUAUGGAAGUGAUAUUAAGUGGUUUAGCUUCUCUUAAUGAUGAGAUUUCUUGGUUCAAGAAGGAGGCCUUGAAAUGGGGAGUCCUGCUUUCUGGCACUUCCCCUCAAAAAGCAAACCAAGAUUACUGCAGAUUUCUUGAAAGCUUGAUGAGCUCAGAGAUCAGCUAUACUGUAGCUAUCACAGCUUUCUGGGCCAUUGAAGCAGUUUACCAAGAGAGCUUUUCUCUCUGUCUAAAACAUGGCUCCAGAACUCCAGCGGAGCUGAUGGAGACUUGUCAAAGGUGGGGCAGUGACAGUUUUGGACAGUAUUGCCAUUCUCUUCAGAUGAUUGCUAAUAAACGUUUGGAGAAAGCACCAGACUAUAUACUUGGGAAAGCUGAAGAAGCAUUUCUAUCUGUUCUUGAACAUGAAAUCGAAUUUUGGAACAUGAGUAAUGGUGAGUGGUAAUUCAGGUAAGUUACUAAUGGGGCAAUUAGAAGCAAUGUACAUGAAAUCAUCUCACCUUUUCUUUUCAUUGCAUUUGCAGGCAUAUAGAUUCAUUAUUUAAAAUGUUUUCAGCACUGCAGAGUGGGCAAUGGAAAAAUGAGUUGGUUUUUUACCUUGAAGAAAUGAAACCACACCCUCUAAAUCAAUGUUCAGUUGAUGACUCCAUUUUAGGUAAUGAACUAAUGCAGAAAGAUGCUUUAAGAUAACAAAUUGGAAUGGCUUUAUUCCACGUAUGACGUAUCCCAAAAUAAAUCCUUGUUUUUCAUCA